Colletotrichum spaethianum is the source of this 951-nucleotide messenger RNA. RefSeq lists its product as uncharacterized. The record is from RefSeq and is a predicted model, not a curated record. Gene Ontology annotation, cellular component: extracellular region. The transcript has a single exon. Bases 1 to 951 code for a protein of 316 amino acids. NCBI's taxonomy places the organism in Eukaryota, Fungi, Ascomycota, Sordariomycetes, Glomerellales, Glomerellaceae.
AUGCAUUCCCUGCACUUGGUCCUUGCUUUCUUCGGCCACGCGGCUAUCACCGCGGCCGUACCCCUCCAACCUCUCAGGGAUCUCGAACUCGACAAGAGGGCUGCCGGUGACCUCGACAUCAUCGAGAGAGCAUUGGCUCCCGUUUCUGACUCCCUCUCCAAUCUCGAUUCCGCAAUCCUAGCUCUGGAUGGCACCCCUGGCACGGCAGCCAACCUUCUCGCCUUCUCUCAACAAGCCCAGGUGGCCACCGACCAGGCCACGGUCCAAAUCCAGAGUGCCAACGACAUUGGCGCUUUCAGGGCUGCCCGGCUCCGCCGAACCACAGACAGCCUCAUCGAUCAGACGACAACCACAGUCAGUGACUUGGUGUCCCGCAAGCCCAUCCUUGACAACCUUGGGGUUAGCAAUGUAGCCUUGGAGUCACUCCAGAGGCAGAAGAUCUCUACCAUGGCCCUGACUGCCGCACUGGAGGAGAAGGUACCCAGAGUCGGUCAGAGAAUCGCAGCUGAAGGCAGAGCGCAGAUCGAGUCUGUGCUGGACCAGGGCAUCUCCGCCUACUCUACGCCUGCUGUUGCUGCUGCUCCUCCUCCCGCUGCCGCUCCGGUCCCCCCUGCUGCUGCUCCGGCUCCCCCUGCUGCUGCCCCGGCUCCCCCGGCAGCUGCCCCGGCUCCUCCAGCAGUUAACCCGGCCAACCCCAGUGGCAUCCCGCUCGCCUCUCCUGCUCCUCCCGCUGUAGCACCGACACCUCAACCCCCUGCUGUGCCAGCAGUCGGCGUUCCCCCCGCUCCUGUCCCCGCUCCUGCCCCCAACGUGCCUGCGGCUCCCAUGCCGGUACCAGUCCCGCCUCCUCAGGUCACUCCCCCUGCCGGCCGCAGGGACAAGAAGAAGAAGAAGAAGGCCAAUGCCAACAUCCUCGAGGUGGAGACGACGGAUGACACUGCCGAUCAUUGA